UGUUAUCUCCAUUGCUGCAGCUGUCCCCGGACGUCAGCUUCGGAUUGCAUCAUCCAGCAAUCCAAUGAGGUGACCCACGCAUCUGACCAACCUUCCCGGCCAGUCGGCGGCGAAACGCUCACCAUACUUUGCCAUGUACUCGCUCUUCAUCAUGUGGCUACUGGAUGGCAUUGAAAAGAGCCGCGGUGGACUACUAUCUGACAGAGCAUCCGCCUCGUUCUCCCUAGCCUCAUCCAGUACAUUACAACAUGCCCGUCCCCGCACCUGAGCUCGGCUCCUUCAACUUCGUUCCUGAGACCAAGGAGGAGUUGGACUGGGCGGAUCUCAUCACCCUCGACUUCAGUCUGCUAGCGACCCCCGAGGGCAAGAAGGAGCUAGCACAGACCCUCCUGAAGGCCGUGCGGGAGGACGGCUUCUUCUACGUCAAGAACUUCAACAUCUCCCAGGAGCGUGUGAACCGCCAAUUCUCACUCGGCAAGCGAGUCUACGAGCUCCCGCUCGAGGAGAGGCGCAAGUACAUCCCGGAGGGCUUGGACCAGGGCAAGUUCAAUGGUUACAUACCCGCUGGACGGCGAGUCCUUGAGCCGGUCUCCGGACUGAGGGAUCACACGGAGAUGUACAACAUCCCCAAGUUUGACGGGCACUUCGAGCACAACCACCCCCAGCUCGUUGCGGACUUCAUUCCUGAAAUCGAGGAAUUCGCUAGAUCUCUCCACACCGAGGUCCUGGACCAUCUGCACGUCCUGCUCGCUGUCGCUCUCGAACUCCCAGAGGACUACUUCCUCAACCUCCACAAGUACGAGAAGAAGAGCGAGGACCACCUCCGGUACAUGAAGUACACCAAAUACACGCCCGAAGAGAACCUCAAGCUCGGCAGGAUCUGGGGCCGCGGCCACACUGACCUCGGCACAUGGACGCUCCUCUUCCGUCAGCCUGUCGCUGCGCUCCAGAUCAAGAACCACCAGACCGGCGAGUGGAAGUGGGUCAAGCCACAGAACGCUACGCUCACCGUCAACGCCUGCGACGCGCUGUCGUUCUUGACCGGCGGCUACGUCAAGAGCACGAUUCACAGGGUGGCUGCUCCGCCGAAGGAUCAGGAGCACGUUGACCGUCUCGGUCUGCUCUACUUCUCGCGCCCGAACAACGAUGUCGUCCUGUCGACUGUCAAGGGUUCGCCCAUCCUCCUGCGCGAAGGCAUCACCCAGAACGAGUUCGAGAAGACCGGCAACCACGUGCCGACCAUGGAGGAGUGGACGUUCGCGAAGCAGAAGUGGCAGCGCACCUACGGCGUGGUGCGCGGCGACCCGAAGUUCGAGACGGCGCAGAUCUUGCCGGGCUGGAACGAGAAAGUGUACGAUGCUGCGCCUGCGCCGGUGCAGGCUGCGGCGUGAGGCGAAAUAGAGAAUAUAGCAGUAACAGAAGCAUGUAUCUAUCUACACGGAGGAAUUCACGGCUGUAUACGGAAUGCUGGAAACC
Messenger RNA from Fomitopsis serialis, 1476 nucleotides. Its product is annotated as Clavaminate synthase-like protein. The transcript has 10 exons. Lineage: Eukaryota; Fungi; Basidiomycota; Agaricomycetes; Polyporales; Fomitopsidaceae. Gene Ontology annotation, molecular function: dioxygenase activity. Bases 249 to 1391 code for a protein of 380 amino acids. The record is from RefSeq and is a predicted model, not a curated record.